AUGUGUUUGCCUGCUCCCCGCCGUCGCGCACCUCCUCCCACACAUAAAGGCAAAUCUCCAUCCUCCUUCUCUUCAUCUGGCUCGUCCGCGGGUUCGGACCCACCCCCAUCCCCUCGAAAACACCGACGGAGGGGCUCUAUUUCUGCAUCGAGGUCGAGUGACUUGCCCAUACGCGUAGCAAAAGUUUCACCCGGCCAGCCACCGCGAACGAGGGCCCCGCUGCCUGCGCGGAGAUCGUCGACCAAGAAAAGCUCAAGGGCUGGGUCUAUGGGUGGAAGUACAAAUGGGAAUACAGCGGGGGGGCCAACACCGUCGCUUCCGCCGAGUCGGCGGUCGUCGACGAGAGGGCGGGACUCAUCAAAGUUAGCCCCGGCGAGUCCAAUGAUAGGGCCCGGGGGAAGGUCGCCAACAACGUCUACCCGCUCAGCAAAGAAUACCCCUACCCCAAGUCCCACAAAGCGGUCGUCGUCGUCACAACACAGGUCUUCCUCGCGAAGUAA
Messenger RNA from Tuber aestivum (summer truffle), 500 nucleotides. NCBI's taxonomy places the organism in Eukaryota, Fungi, Ascomycota, Pezizomycetes, Pezizales, Tuberaceae. The record is from the annotation of a GenBank genome assembly.